This is a messenger RNA of Tinamus guttatus (white-throated tinamou), 1369 nucleotides long. Lineage: Eukaryota; Metazoa; Chordata; Aves; Tinamiformes; Tinamidae. The record is from RefSeq and is a predicted model, not a curated record.
AUGAACGCCAGCGGUCCCGGAUACCCGCUGGCCUCUCUCUACGUGGGAGACCUGCACCCGGACGUGACCGAGGCCAUGCUCUACGAGAAGUUCUCGCCCGCCGGGCCCAUCAUGUCCAUCCGGGUGUGUCGGGACGUUGCGACGCGCCGCUCGCUGGGCUAUGCCUACAUAAACUUCCAGCAGCCCGCGGACGCCGAGCGAGCCCUGGACACCAUGAACUUCGAGGUGAUCAAAGGCCGGCCCAUCCGAAUCAUGUGGUCCCAGCGAGACCCCGGGCUCAGGAAGUCGGGGGUUGGAAACGUCUUCAUCAAGAACCUGGAUGACUCCAUUGAUAACAAAGCCCUGUACGACACGUUCUCUGCCUUCGGCAAUAUCCUGUCUUGCAAGGUGGUGUGUGAUGAAAACGGGUCCCGCGGUUAUGGCUUUGUUCACUUUGAGACGCGUGAGGCAGCGACUCGAGCCAUCGAUACCAUGAACGGGAUGCUGCUCAAUGACCGCAAGGUAUUUGUUGGCCACUUUAAAUCCCGCAAGGAGCGUGAGGCAGAGAUUGGGGCUAAGGCAAUGGAAUUCACCAAUGUCUACAUCAAAAACUUCGGGGAUGACAUGGAUGAUGACAGACUGCGGGAAAUAUUCUCCAAGUUUGGGAAGACGCUCAGCGUCAAAGUCAUGAUGGACAACGCUGGCCGCUCCAAGGGCUUUGGAUUUGUCAACUUUGAGAAGCACGAGGAAGCCCAGAAGGCCGUGGCCGACAUGAAUGGCAAGGAGAUCAACGGGCGCCUGGUGUACGUGGGCCGGGCCCAGAAGCGGCUGGAGCGCCAGAGCGAGCUGAAGCGCAAGUUUGAGCAGAUGAAGCAGGAGCGAGUGAGCAGGUACCAGGGGGUCAACUUGUAUGUGAAGAACCUGGAUGAUGGCAUAGAUGAUGAGAGGCUGAGGAAGGAGUUCUCCCCCUAUGGCACCAUCACUAGUGCAAAGGUGAUGACAGAGGGUGGACACAGCAAAGGGUUUGGGUUUGUAUGUUUUUCCUCCCCAGAAGAGGCUACCAAGGCCGUGACAGAGAUGAAUGGGCGGAUCGUCAGCACCAAGCCUCUCUACGUUGCACUGGCCCAAAGAAAAGAAGAGCGGAAAGCAAUUCUUACCAACCAGUACAUGCAGAGACUAGCCACCAUGAGGGCCCUUCCCGGCCCUCUGCUUGGCUCUUUCCAACCCCCAGCAGGCUACUUCCUACCCCCCAUCCCUCAGCGGCGUAUCCUGCAGCUACCCCGCUCCUGAGGGCUGCCGCGCCGCCUCGGCGCCUGUUCUCCAACAUCAGCACCAUGAGACAGGCGUCCACGCAGGUGCCACGCGUGCCCCCCCAGGCCCAGCGAGUGGG